UUAUCCGCGACAAGAUAUAUGGAUAGUGUUCCGUAGAUUGCCAUCUCUCUUUUUCUCUCUCUCCCAUCUGGCCAUCUGCCAAAGCCAAGGGAGAAGAAAGAAGAAGACGCCGCACACAACACACAACUCAAAAACCUUAAAAAACCCAAAAAACAAAAAACACACACACACCUAUGUAUCUAUCCAUUUCUCUAUCUAUUCACUCAUCACUAACAUCAAACUCUCCAAAAUAACCGUUUCAUGUCUCGGAUCCUGUGAUUCGGAUCCCUAGGUAGGACCAACCAGCUCCCCCUUCAGCUUCUUUCUAUCGUUCUUUCAUUUUCUUGGGUCUCCGUUAUCCACCGUUUGAUCCGGUUCCCGGUUUUCCGCCAUGACGCGACGAUGCUCCCAUUGCAGCCACAAUGGGCAUAACUCGAGGACAUGCCCGAACCGCUACGCCGGUUCCGGGUCCGGUUCAGGACCUAUCCACGCUUCUGGGUCCAAUAACCCCGGUUCGCCCGGGGAUAACCACGAUAACGCGGCUACCGCUGACGGUUAUGCUUCCGAGGACUUCGUUCCUGGCUCCUCUUCUAGCUCCCGUGAAAGAAAGAAGGGGGUUCCAUGGACUGAGGAGGAGCAUAGAAUGUUUUUACUUGGAUUACAAAAGUUGGGCAAAGGUGAUUGGCGUGGAAUCGCAAGGAACUAUGUUAUAUCAAGGACCCCUACUCAAGUGGCCAGUCACGCUCAAAAGUAUUUCAUCAGGCAAAGCAAUGUGUCUAGACGGAAAAGACGCUCCAGCUUGUUUGACAUUGUUGCAGAUGAAGCAGCUGAUGAUACUCCAAUGGUACAGCAAGACUUCUUAUCAGCUAACCAGUUACAGGCUGAAACAGAAGGCAAUAACCCCUUGCCUGCGGUUCCCACCCUCGACGAAGAAUGUGAAUCCAUGGAUUCCACCAACUCCAAUGAUGGAGAUUCUGCGCCAUUAAAGCCUGAAAACUCUCAACCACCACAACAGCAGUCAUCUUAUCCGGUGCUGUAUCCUGCAUACUAUUCUCCUUUCUUCCCAUUUCCUCUGCCCUAUUGGUCAGGGUACAGUCCAGAGCCUAAUACUGUGAAGGAGGAGACACACGAGGUGCUGAAGCCAACUGCAGUGCAUUCCAAAGCACCAAUAAACGUUGACGAACUCGUUGGCAUGUCAAAACUGAGCUUGGGAGAGACUAUUGCAGACUCAGGCCCGUCCUCUCUGUCCCUGAAGCUUCAAGAAGAAGGGCCAUCUCGGCAGUCAGCGUUUCAUGCGACCCCAACAUGUGGCAGUUCGAAUAUGAAUGAGAGUGCUAUCCAUGCAGUUUGAGAUGUUUGUUUGUGUUGCAAGGAGGGCAUUGUAUUCAUGGCUCAUGAAAUGUGGUUCUCGUCUUCUCAUGUAUGUGGUUGUUGGGAUAUGUAUAACCUUAAUAAUUGUUUCUUUGCCCCCAUGAUGGGAAUUAACCUAGUUUAUUUCCUUUGCUGGUAGGGAAUAGUGUCUAGGAAAUUACUUAGGUCUAAAUCAAAACUCUUUAAAAUAUGUCCAGUUAUUUGUAUUCUCAAUGUUAUUAUGUAAAGUUGAUUAUGCAGUGUGACAAUCUAUUUCUCUACCCUGAAGUAGUUUUUGUUUUC
Molecule: messenger RNA, 1632 nt
Organism: Arachis ipaensis
Lineage: Eukaryota; Viridiplantae; Streptophyta; Magnoliopsida; Fabales; Fabaceae
Product: transcription factor KUA1
Biological process (GO): response to ethylene; response to gibberellin
Molecular function (GO): DNA binding
Source: RefSeq, a predicted model, not a curated record